Messenger RNA from Aspergillus ochraceoroseus IBT 24754, 4614 nucleotides. RefSeq names its product putative glycogen debranching enzyme Gdb1. Bases 1 to 4614 code for a protein of 1537 amino acids. Gene Ontology annotation, biological process: glycogen biosynthetic process; glycogen catabolic process. Lineage: Eukaryota; Fungi; Ascomycota; Eurotiomycetes; Eurotiales; Aspergillaceae. The transcript is spliced from 3 exons. The record is from RefSeq and is a predicted model, not a curated record. Gene Ontology annotation, molecular function: 4-alpha-glucanotransferase activity; amylo-alpha-1,6-glucosidase activity.
AUGGCUUCUGAAACCGUUUACUUACUUCCUUUGAAGGAUGAUGGCUCUCCAGAUAUUCCGGGUGGCUAUAUCUAUCUUUCUCCGCCCGACAACGCUCCGUACGCUCUCCGCUUCGUUAUCGAGGGAAGCAGUUCGAUCUGUAGGGAUGGAACACUUUGGGUGAACAUCCCUGAGACCGGGAAAUCGUUUGAUCGCUCUUCUUUUCGGGGCUUUAAGCUAUCACCGGACUUCAGCAAGAACAUCCAGAUCGAUGUCCCGAUUACAUGUCCUGGGUCCUUUGCAUUCUACGUGACAUAUUCACCUCUUCCAGAUUUCUCCCUUUCUUCUAAUUCCAAUUUGGAGUCGACAAGGACACCCAAACACUACAUCGAUGUGUCUCCAAGGCUCAGUCUCGGCCACCGAAACAUACCUCUCAAUGCACUUUCAAUAUUCUCGGUAAAUUCUAAAUUCAUGGGUAAAUACCCAGAAGAUUGGAAUCGGUGCCUCAGCAGUAUUUCCCGUCGCAAAUAUAAUAUGAUUCACUUUACGCCAUUAAUGAAACGAGGGGAUUCGAAUUCGCCGUACAGUAUUUUUGACCAGCUGCAAUUCGACGAUGUCUCGUUUCCUAACGGAGAAAACGAUGUCUUCCAGCUUGUUAGAAAUAUGGAAGAAGAAUAUUCGCUUUUAUCAUUGACCGACGUUGUAUGGAACCAUACUGCUAAUAAUAGCAAAUGGCUCGAGGAACACCCAGAGGCCGGUUACAGCGUUGACACUGCCCCUUGGCUUGAGGCAGCACUGGAUCUGGAUACUGCACUGCUAAAAUUCGGCAAAGAACUUGGACAAUAUGGCCUGCCGACCGAAUUCAAAACUGUUGAUGAUCUUACAAAGGUAAUGAAUGGGGUGAAAGACCAUGUUAUUAAGGACCUUCGUUUGUGGGAAUUCUACAUCGUUAAUGUAAAAUAUAACACACAACAAAUUCUCGACACAUGGAAAUCAUCCAAAGAUAUAAAUCUGACGAACGGAAGAUGGGCACAGCUUGGAUUAGAAAACUACAAGACCUUGACGUUGGAACAGCAAACAACCCUCAUCCGCGAACAAGGAAUUCCAAACUACAAACAAAUCCGUGGCAGAUAUGAACGCAACAUUGAUGUCGAACUUGGUGCCGCCAUCGCUACUGCGGUCUUCGGGGCGUUUGAUCCUAGAUCAUCCGAUCUAGCUUCGGCUGAAAAUACCAUAAGCAACCUCGUUGACGUGGUUAACGUUGCAUUCUACGAAGAAUAUAAUUCCGAUCUGUCCGAAAUCAUGAAUCAGCUUUUUAAUCGGAUCAAAUACCUCAGGAUCGAUGACCAUGGUCCUAGGCUCGGGCCUGUGACCGAUGACAGUCCGUUCAUUGAAUCGUACUUUACGAGACUACCACUCAAUGAGGUCACCAAGAAACACAGUUCAAAGGCGUUGGCCCUCGCAAACAACGGCUGGAUAUGGAAUGCUGACGCUAUGCGUGACAAUGCAGGUCCUGAUUCCAGAGCAUACCUCCGGCGCGAGGUAAUUGUAUGGGGUGACUGUGUAAAGCUAAGAUAUGGAAAUGGCCCCGAGGAUAGUCCAUUCUUGUGGGAGUUUAUGACCAAAUAUACCCGGUUGAUGGCGAAGUACUUUUCCGGGUUCCGGAUUGAUAAUUGCCAUUCAACCCCUUUGGUAGUAGCAGAGCAUCUGAUUGACGAGGCGCGGAGGGUCCGCCCCAACCUAGCUAUCUUUGCCGAACUAUUCACCGGCUCAGAAGAGGCCGACUAUAUAUUUGUUAAGCGCCUUGGAAUAAAUGCCCUUAUUCGAGAGGCUAUGCAAGCUUGGAGCACAGGAGAGUUAAGUCGGCUGGUACAUCGUCAUGGCGGCCGUCCAAUCGGUAGCUUCGAGCUGGAUCUACCCUCGCCUGGACUUAACUUUUCCGUCGCAGAAGGGUCCAGCAAGAAGGUGGUUGUCCGUCAUAUUCGACCGAAACCUGUUCCAGCACUGUUCAUGGACUGUACUCACGACAACGAAAUGCCAGCUCAGAAACGAACCGCAAAAGAUACAUUGCCAAAUGCCGCACUUGUUGCAAUGUGCGCCUCUGCUAUUGGAAGUGUCUUGGGGUACGAUGAGAUUUACCCGAAAAUAGUUGAUCUUGUACAUGAGACACGACAAUAUGCAUUUGAGGACCUUCCAGAGUCCCCCAGUCUUGAUGAGUUGGCAAAUAUCCCGGGAAUCUGCGGCCUCAAGCGUCUUCUGAACGAACUUCACACCAAGAUGGGAGUGGAUGGGUACGACGAGACGCAUAUUCAUCAUGAUGGCGAAUAUAUUACUGUUCACAGAGUUCACCCACAGAGCCGGAAAGGUGUGUUUUUAAUAGCUCACACAGCAUUUCCGGGAAAGGACAACAAAGACAUUCUCGCUCCUACGCACCUCGUUGCUACCCGGGUAAAACAUAUUGGAACGUGGCUGCUCACGGUGGACGAAGGGGACGAAGCCAAAAGCCGAGUUCUGGAAGACCCAGAUUACCUUAGCGGGCUGCCUAGUCAAGUGCAACAAAUCAAUGGCACCAAAGUUGAGGAGAACGAUAAUGAAACCGUUAUCUCGGUUCUGGACACGCUUGUUCCAGGAUCUAUCGCUCUCUUCGAGACUUCUCUUCCCGUUGUUGAGGAUACAGACGGGCUUGAUAACAAGAGCAUUACGCAAGGCGCAGAUGAAGCAUUCUCUCAGCUUAACUUAGUCGAUCUCAAUUAUGUCCUCUAUCGAUGUGAAGCCGAAGAGAGAGACUCAAGCGGCGGCCAGGAGGGUGUUUAUGAUAUUCCUAGCUCCGGCCCACUGGUCUAUGCUGGUCUCCAGGGCUGGUGGAGUAUCCUCGAGGAUAUCAUUAAGUACAAUAAUCUGGGGCAUCCUAUGUGUGAUCAUCUUAGGCAAGGACAGUGGGCCCUUGACUAUAUCGUUGGGCGUUUAGCAAAGGCAGGUGAGAAACAAGAUUAUACUGCUCUGAAAGGUCCAGCUGAGUGGUUGGAAAAGAAGUUCACUGCUGUUCGCAGUUUACCUAAUUUCCUCCUCCCACGUUACUUUGCCAUCAUUGUACAAACGGCUUAUGUUUCUGCCUGGAAUCGAGGUAUCCAGCUGCUGGGAAGCAACGUCCGCAAGGGGCAGGUGUUUAUUCAACAGCUCGCCAUGGUGAGCGUGCAACAAACGGGAUUCGCCAACUCAGCGUCUCUAUGGCCCACAAAGCGAGUUCCAACUCUGGCAGCCGGUUUACCACACUUUGCAACGGACUGGGCAAGAUGCUGGGGUCGGGAUGUUUUCAUCUCGCUGAGAGGGCUGUUUCUCUGUACUGAAAGAUUUGACGAUGCUAAGGAGCAUAUCCUUGCAUUUUCCAGUGUCCUUAAGCAUGGCAUGAUUCCCAACCUCCUCAGCAGCGGCAAGCUUCCUCGGUAUAACUCUCGUGAUUCCAUUUGGUUUUUGCUCCAGGCAAUCCAAGACUACACCAAAAUGGCACCUAACGGUCGUGAGCUUCUCAGGGAGAAAGUUCCAAGAAGAUUCCUUCCCUAUGAUGACACAUGGUUUCCAUUUGAUGAUCCAAGAGCAUACUCGCAAAGCUCAACGGUGAUAGAGGUGAUUCAAGAAGUUUUUCAACGUCAUGCACAUGGUCUGUCUUUCAGAGAGUAUAAUGCAGGCCCAGAGCUCGAUAUGCAAAUGAAGCCACAAGGGUUCCAAAUCGACAUCAAAGUUGACUGGAAAACUGGGUUGAUAUUUGGUGGUAGCCAAUUCAAUUGUGGAACUUGGCAAGACAAGAUGGGAGAAAGCGAGAAAGCUGGAAAUAAAGGCUUCCCUGGAACCCCACGGGAUGGGGCAGCUAUCGAGAUCACCGGUCUGGUCUAUAGUGCAUUAACAUGGGUUUCUGGUCUCUUCGAAGAAGGUAUUUAUCCACACGACAGAGUGGAAAUUGGGGACGGGAAGUCAAUUACUUUCAAGGAUUGGGCUGCAAAGAUCAAGGAGAACUUUGAGCGGUGUUAUUACAUUCCAACGGAUCCCACUGAAGAUGGGCAGCAUGAUAUCAACCCCAAAAUCGUCAAUCGUCGGGGAAUUUAUAAAGAUUUGUAUAAAUCCGGCAAACCGUACGAAGAUUAUCAGCUUCGCUCCAACUUCCCCAUUGCCAUGGUUGUCUCUCCGGAUCUCUUCACUCCGUCCAAGGCGCUGGGUGCGCUUGCGCUUGCAGACUCUGUCACCGUUGGGCCUGUUGGGAUGGCCACACUUGAUCCGUCCGAUCUAAAUUACCGUCCCAACUACUACAACUCGGACGACUCGACCGACUUUGCAACAUCCAAGGGUCGGAAUUAUCACCAGGGUCCGGAGUGGGUUUGGCAGCGAGGUUAUUUCCUUCGUGCGAUGCUGUACUUCGAUCUUGCUCGAAGAAAGACCGCAGAACAGCAAACAGAGGCAUUCCAACAGGUUACUCGAAGACUGGAAGGUUGCAAAGAGGCUCUCAGAGAAAGUCCUUGGAAGGGUCUUACAGAGCUGACGAACAAGAAUGGCGCUUUCUGCUCAGACUCGUCCCCUACACAGUCUUGGUCAGCCGGCUGUUUGCUUGAUCUCUAUUAUGAUGCAUCACGAUACACUCGCUAA